Messenger RNA from Pyrenophora tritici-repentis Pt-1C-BFP, 2842 nucleotides. Its product is annotated as CUE multi-domain protein. The record is from RefSeq and is a predicted model, not a curated record. Gene Ontology annotation, molecular function: ubiquitin binding. Lineage: Eukaryota; Fungi; Ascomycota; Dothideomycetes; Pleosporales; Pleosporaceae.
GCUUGACUGCUAUUCACACUCCCUAGAACUGUUUUUGAGUUUGAGCAAAUACCCAUGGACGCUUGAUCGAUCAUCGCACAGCCUCUCAUAUUGUCCAGUGCCAGUCGGUCUAUGUCUCCCCCGAACGCAACUCCGCAACACAAUGCAGCCGACGACGUCACUCGGGAAAAGCAGCUAGACCAUGUAGCCGAGAAGAAGCAUGUAGACAUCACCGCAGAGAAGGAGCCUAUAGCGGCGCCAGACGUGGAACCCAAAGCAGACGCAGAUGAUGCGAAUACCACGGCAGAAGAGGGGCGGCCCCUCGAGGCCCAAGCUGGGGUACGUGAUGUCGAACACGAGGUAAAUGAGGAGAGGGCAGUGCCCCACGAUAUGAAGGCCGCGACAGAGGAGGCGCACGACUCGGCCCAGCAGCUAGACGCGACUGCAAACAGUACGGAACGUGAAGAAGUCGCGAAGCUGCCGUCUGCGGAACUUGUAGAGCAGCUUACCACGGCAACAGAGAACCUCGCCUUGGGUCGAUCUACACCCCCGCCUGAGCCCAGCGAGAAAGCGGCAGGCAAGGCGCCCAUGCAAUCACCAUCGCCCCCACCGCCGCCCCCCAAAGACGACAAGUACCUCACAGCCAGCAAUGUGCCGAGUCGUGCCACAUCCCCCAUGUCACAGGGGCGAUCGAGUGGGAGGAAUUCAGAAGACGGUGCGGCCGAGGAAUAUACUGCCAACAACAAUGACGGCACUGGAGAUGCUGUAGAUAACUCGCAGUCGGAGAUACAGAACAUCAUAGACCAGUUCCAGGAUAACGAGGGGCCAGGCGAGGAAGAGAUCAUGUCUCCCCGGUUAGAACUCGCGAGCCCCAUGCUCGAUUCCCCAACAACGCCCUAUCCCCCGCGACGGUCGAGUCUGGUACCGGUCGACAAACCUCUUCCUACCCCAACCGACGAUACAGCUCCGAAAAGCCCACUUCAAUCACCACCACCUCGUACUUCGUCCUUACGCCGGGUCGGCACCGACACCUCCUUCGCAGAACCGACGUCGCCAAGCGCCCACGCCUCUAAAUACAAGCCAGCCCAGCCAGUACCGGAGCCCGAGCCGGAUCUACCCUUUGACUUUCAUCGAUUUCUGGAGCAGCUACGUCAUCGAACGGCAGAUCCGGUCGCCAAGUUUUUGCGGUCGUUCCUGCUUGAAUUCGGAAAGAAGCAAUGGAUGGUUCACGAGCAAGUCAAGAUCAUAGGCGACUUUCUGGAGUUUAUCAGCAAAAAGAUGGCCCAAUGUGAAGUGUGGCGGACCGUGUCGGAUGCAGAAUUUGAUAACGCACGAGAAGGUAUGGAGAAGCUUGUCAUGAACCGACUGUACAACCAGACCUUUUCGCCUGCCAUUCCACCGCCAGAGCCAUUGUCGCCACGCAAGGGCCGACGAAGACAAGACCCAGUGGGACCAGGUCGGAGAGGUCAGCACCAAGAAGAUGUGGAGCGAGACGAGGUCUUAGCGCAAAAGGUUCGCAUAUACAAAUGGGUGAGUGAAGAGCAUCUAGACAUCAAGCCGGUGGGUGAGAAAGGAAAGAAAUUCCUGCAUCUGGCGCAACAAGAGCUAUUGAAGAUCAAGAGCUACCGCGCCCCAAGAGACAAGAUCAUCUGCAUCUUAAACUGCUGUAAAGUCAUCUUUGGCUUCCUACGAACGUCAAGUUCUGACCAGUCCGCCGAUGCCUUUGUCCCUCUGCUCAUUUACACCGUCCUUCAAGCAAACCCGGACCACCUCGUCUCCAAUGUUCAGUACAUACUGCGAUUCCGGAACCAAGAUAAGCUCGGCGGCGAAGCAGGCUACUACAUCUCUUCCCUUAUGGGCGCCGUGCAAUUCAUUGAAGGACUAGACAAAACUUCUCUAACCGUCACGGAUGAAGAAUUCGAAAGGAACGUCGAAGCAGCCGUGUCCGCCAUUGCAGAACGUCACGCAGCAGAAGAAGCAGAAGAAGCAGAAUCUUCAAACUCCACCCUGCUCAACCCCACAAACCCAACCCACAAGCGCGUCCCCUCACCCCACUACCACCAUCUCUCUGAGAAAACCACCCCGCUGCGUCCCGAACUUACACAAAGAAACUCCAUGGAAGCGGAAACAGCAGGCCCCCGCCGCUCCACUAGUCUCAAAGAAAAGAACAGGACAGACGACGACAACCAAGAACAACGACAGCAGCAGCCAGAGGAAGAAAACGCAGCCGUAGCAGGUCUCCUACGUACCAUCCAACGGCCCCUCAGCACAAUCGGUCGUAUCUUUUCCGACACCGAUACUCAUCCCGCGUCCGCACCCACCACAUCCUCCUCCACGCCUAAACCAACUUCCGCGUCGGCGCUGUCACCCUCGUCAGACAUGUUCCCCGGCCAACCCAGCGAAAAAGAAAAGAACAGACGCAGCCACGAAGACGCCUCAGAUGCAGCCGCCCGCCAAGCAUCUGUCGAAGCAGAGGAGGCAAGACGGAUUCAGCGCAAGGAACAUAGAGUUGUGGUGGAGACGCUUACGGGCAUGUUUCCUCAGUUGGAUAGGGAUGUUAUUGAUGAUGUUGUUAGGGAGAAGGAGGGGAGGGUUGGCUUGGCGGUUGAUGCGUGUUUGGCGCUUGCGAAUCCUUGAUACAGGUAUGAAGGAUAGAUAGACCAAAAAGGGAGAGAAGCAGUGGGAUAGUUGUGAAGAAGAGAGUUGGGUCUCCGUGGGUUAUCGGUAUGGAUAAGGAUAUGGAACGGCGUUGUUCUUUUGUGAGUGGAGAUACGGGAUGGGCUGCAUUCGCGUAUCUUAAUAUAAUAACAGAGAAAGGGGAUUUAUAUCACUCUGGAAAUAUUAAUCAUAUCACAUUGCUCGG